AUGAAAUAAAAAAAUAAGAUGCAACUUCCUUGUUGUAAGAAUCAUGAUUUUUGUGGUAUAAAAUAUGAUUUUCAUGUGAGUGAUAAGAGUCAAAUUUAAAUUUAAGAAGAGAGAGUGAAUAUAUAUUUAAUAUAAUAAGGCUGUUUCUGCAAAUGUAGACUAAUUUAGAUAAUCAAAAGGAUUGAGUGAAGAAUAAUAGAUAGGUUUAGGUGAACUGACAGAAUAAGCUUUAGAUGAUUGGUAUUGUUAAUCACAAAAUAGACCUAUGGAAUAAUUACUUAAUAAUAAGAAAAGAUUUUAUGUUCCAUAAUAAUAUGCAGAUGAACUAAAAAGUAGAUACAGAUUACCUACAACUUAGAAAGGAAUGAAGGAGUAUUUAUUCACAGAUUAAAUAUCUAAAAAUGAAAAAUAUAUAAUUCAAAAUGGUGAGAGUAUUUUAAAUCCCAAGAAUUUGCUUUUUAAUCAUGUUAAAUUAGAACCAAAAAUAAUGUUAUAUGGAUAGCCAAUUUAAGAAAGAGAAGAUAAGAAGUUAAAGAGAAAAUAAGUGGGAUCUAGAAGAAGAGGAGUAUUAUUAUAAUCUGAUGAUAACUAUAAAAGAUUAAGUAGUGUUGAUAAUUAGUCUAGAAGAUAUAGUAUUCACGAAUAACCAAUAAAUUAGAAUUAAUAAUCUAAAACAAUUGAGAAUCAUAUUUUUUUAUAGAAUUAUGAAAACAUUACUAGAAAUUUUUCAAAAAAUGAAGAGGUUCCAUUAUCAUUUGCUUAUAAGGAAAUUAAUGAAUUAUAAUAGUAAAUAGAAAAAUAAGAAAAAAGGAAAUUACCAGAAGAAUAUCAAUUAAUAAAAUGUGAGAAUAGUUAAUAAGAAAAAUAAAUGAUUGACAAUAAUUUUAGAUCAAUGAUGAAAUUUUAUUAAAAGGAAUAAACAGAAAUUAGAAAAUAAUUAAAUUAAGCAGUUUAAUCAAUUAAAUAAAUUAUUAACCCAGAUUCUGAUUAAGAAUAAAAAUUAUCAAAUAUUAAUUUGAUUCCAAAACCUUUUUAAUUUUAAUAAACAUAGCAAUCUCAAAAUUAAAUUCCAAAUUUUGAAAAGAUAUCUUAAGGUUAUUAAACAAAAAAAAAUUCAGAAACUCGUACUAGAAUUCAUACAAUAGAUGAAAUGGAGAAUUCUCUAUUAACAAGUGAUAUGAUUACAUGUAUAAAAUACUCAAAAUAAAAUGAUGAUAAUCAAAUAAAUAAAUAAAAAUUAGAAGGCAAUUUAGUGGAUAAGAUAAAUCAUAAACUUAUGAAAGAAGAAAAACUUAAGAUGUGUGAAACAGAUUCUAUUGAUUACAAACCUUAAGCAUCAAUUAAAUAAACAAGAUAGAUAAGAUCAUCAUUUUAAUAGAAUCGUAAGAUUUCAUCAGUUAGUCGUAAGACUACUGUUAAUAAUAAUUUAAACAUGUCAUUAAGUGUAAACAAAGGAAAUCCUAGUUAGAAUGUUACUAAAUAAAUUAUUGCUUGGUAUAAUAAGGAUUCAAAGAAUUAUUAAGAACCAAAAUAAUAAGAUUAAAAUUCUAAUGUUCCAGAAAUUAAAUAAUUAUUUAAUUACAUAAAUUAAGGUAGAAGUGAAAAUGUAGAAAUUAACGAAGAAGAAGAUUUACUUUAUAUUUAAUAGCUUAUAAAUCCACCUAUACCAAACAAAUCUGUAAUGCUAUCAAACAAAUAAUCAGAUAUAAGUGUUGUUAAUUCUAAAUAAUUAAUGUCAAAAACUAAACAUUUAUUAAAUAGUAAUUCUGAAACUAGAAUAAAGUAUAAAACUGAGUUAAUUAAUUUUAAUGCUUCAUUAGAAGAAAAAUAUGAAAAACAAUAGGAUGACAAAUUCUUUUGGUAUAAUAAAGGUAUUAAACACAUGAAAGAUAAUAUUGAAACAGCUUUACAUUGUUUUAAAUAAGCAUUGAUUGCUAAUCCUUUAGAAUCUAAUGCUGUAUAAUUAGUAGCAAUAAUCUAUGAAAAAAUGGGUAAAAUUAUGACUGCAAAGAAAUGGUUUUAAUUAGCUUUAUAAUUUGCAGAUACUAAUUAACUUAAAUUUCGAUAUGCACUUUGUUUAUAUAAAACUGGAUCAUUUAAAGCAUCACAAUAAUUAUUAGAUUUAAUAAUAUGCAAUGAUAAUUCAAAAGAUAGAUCUCUAUAUGUUUAUUUAAGAGGAAUUUGUGCAAAAAGAAUGUUCAAUUUAGAGAGAGCUGCAGAAGAUUAUAAAAUUGUCAAAGAGUCUUCAAGAGCUACAAAUUAUAGUCUUUGUAUUCAUUUUAUGUUGGCUGUAUUAUUUAGUUAAAAAAGAUAACUUGAAAUUAAAUUUAAUCCAUUAGUUUUUUGUGAAUUUCAUAAAUUAGUAACAUCCAUUAUUGAAUAAGAUGUAUAUAUUGAAAAUCUUGUUAAAUUUUGGAUUAAUGAAUAAUGGGUUAGAGAGGAUGAGUUAUUAAUUGAACUUAAAUCAACAAGUUUUUUUAAAAGGAUUGCUAUAAGCAUUUUGGUAUUAAUAUCAUUCAUUAAUAAAGAAAGUAUUUUUGAAGAAAAUGAAAUUAAUUGUGGUCGAAAAGGACAAUGUAAUUUUCCCUAAAGAAAAUGAAGUACACAUAAUUGUUGCAGGAAAUGUCAAUGUUUAUGAUCAUAGAGUAUAAUAUAAAAGACCUGACAUUAUUGGUAAUGAUAAAUAUUGAAAUAAAGCUAAUUACAAAUAAGGAGAUAUUCUAGGAUGUCCAGACAAAGAUAAUGGUUUAUGUAAUAUUUCUGAUAUUUGGUUUUUAACUUAAACAAGAUUAGAAUUAAUUUCAAUAUAGAAGAAUUAUUUUGAAGAAUUAUGGGAAGCUUAACAAUAGAUGGAAGGUAUUGAAUUAUUAACAAGAUUAUAAUAAUUAUCGAUUUUUAAAGGAGUUUCAAUUUUAACUCUUUAUAAAUUAGUUUAUGAAUUGAUGGAGAAAAAACAUCUCAAAAAAAAUGCUGUUUUGUUUAAUGAUGGAUCAUAUUAUGAAAAUUUUGAUUACAUCCAUCUUAGAAAAUAAACAAAAGCAACAAUUCAAAUGACUCACAGAUUGAUAGAUUAAUAUAAACAUUGUCAUUUUCAAAGUAAAUUUAAAAAAUUGAUUAUUAAACAUAAACAUAAAAUUGACUAACUUAAAUAUAAUAGAAUGCAUUUAGAAGGAUUUUUUAUAAUGCUUUCAGGUAUGUGUGAAAUUGAAAAUUCCAACGGAUUCAAUAAUUAUUACAUUAAAUAUGGAGACUAUUUUGGUGAAACAUUAAUGUUCAAUACUAAAGGAUUUAAUUCUUAUGGUCGUAUAAGGGCUUUUUAAAAUGAUGUUACAAUAUUAAAAUUAAGCAGAUUUCAUUUUAAUAAAAUUCCAACUUUAGAUGUAUAUUUUAUAAUUAUUCAUAUAGUUAAAAAUUAUGGAGAAAAAUUGUAAAAGUAGGCAAGAAAUUUUGGAUUUAGAUCGAAUUUACAAAUAACGAUAAAAAAUUAAAGAAAUACAUUAAUAAAAAUAACAUUAACUUUUGAUUUGA
Molecule: messenger RNA, 3528 nt
Organism: Paramecium sonneborni
Lineage: Eukaryota; Ciliophora; Oligohymenophorea; Peniculida; Parameciidae
Source: the annotation of a GenBank genome assembly